AUCAUCAAGCCGCGCGACCGUUCGCCGUGUGCACCUCACUCCGCGCGCCAGUUCCCGAGGUGUAUGGGAGCCAUGGCUGCCGCCAACCCGUGGGACUCCGCGUCCGCGCCGAGUGCCGCUGGGCUACUGCUGAACCGCUUGGUGGCUUCAGGGAUAGUCACUGAGGAGAUGUUAGAUAUAUCUAAGAAAAUGGCUCCAUGCUUUGUGGACUUUUCCAGAUUACAGCAGAUCUCAGAUAUCCAAGCUGAAAUCUACCAGAACAACCUAGAAAUUGAACUUCUGACGCUAGAAAAGGAUACAGCAGAUCUUAUUCAUCCUUCCUAUUUGGUUGAGAAGUGUGAUUCUCUGCAAAGCAUGAAUAACCAUCUGGAAGCAGUGCUGAAGGAGAAGCGGGCCAUCAGGCAGAGACUGCUGAGACCCAUGUGCCAGGAGAACUUGCCAGUGGAAGCUGUGUAUCACAGAUAUAUGGUACUUUUGUUGGAAUUGGCUGUAAGUUUCAUUGAGAAAUUGGAAACCCAUCUUGAAACAAUUGGAAAUAUCCCUCAUUUAGAUGCAAACGUAAAGAAAAUGAGCAAGGCUUUAGCCAAGAUGGAUAUUUUGGUGAAUAAGAUAGAAGAACUGGCAGAGAAUAUACUGAGGUGGCGAGAACAACAAAAGGAAAUUUCCUUGUGUAUCCCCAAGAUACUAACUGAAGAAAAUUAUCUUCAUGAACUUGAAAUAGUGCCUGCAUUGCCUUUUGUGUCUAAAGCUCACGCUCAAACUGUUAAUGACAAGUGAUUGCUAUCUUUGCUUUUGCUUAAUUAUGUGUAGUCAAGGAAGUCUAUCUCUAGGCUAGUACAAUAUCUAGGGAUAGUGAUAGGCUUUGUUGCUAGCAGCCCUGAAAGACCCUUCUUAAUAUUGUAGUACCAGGCCCAGAGAGAUGUCUCAGCAGGCAGAAGCUCCUGCUGCAAGCCUGACAGCCUGAGGUCAACC
Messenger RNA from Acomys russatus (golden spiny mouse), 972 nucleotides. RefSeq names its product HAUS augmin like complex subunit 2 (gene Haus2). The coding region runs from base 64 to 777 and encodes 237 amino acids. Gene Ontology annotation, biological process: microtubule nucleation; centrosome cycle; spindle assembly. NCBI's taxonomy places the organism in Eukaryota, Metazoa, Chordata, Mammalia, Rodentia, Muridae. Gene Ontology annotation, cellular component: mitotic spindle microtubule; HAUS complex; centrosome. The record is from RefSeq and is a predicted model, not a curated record. The transcript is spliced from 6 exons.